GUGAAGCUUCACUGCCCUGCUUUGCCAUUGGCCAGCUGGAUGACCCAGAGCAACAUGCUUGACCUCCCUUCAGGCUCAUUUUUCAUCUUCAAAAUAGAGUCAUGUGUGACUCAGAGAGUUCCUGGGAUGGAUCUGGACAGUACAUUUUCAAGAUAAAUGAGCACUUUAAUAGUGUUUACCAACCACAGCACAGUUAUAUACGUGAACUUGUGCGAGCCUCACAAAGCCCUAUGUACUAGGAGUUUAUCAUCCACCAGAGGAAGCAGAAGUCAGAGAAGUUCAGGGACUUCCCUGAGGUUACAUAGUUAGGAAAGGGUAGAGCCAGAAUCUGAAGGCAACACUCUGGCUCUAGAGCCUGUGGUUUUAACCUAAUCCAAUUAGCACUGGUUGAUAGAAAGACCACUGUCACUGAGAACAAAGAACAUGACCAAAAUUAUAUAGCUAAUCAGUCAUGGAGGCAGCGUUCAAACCCAGACAGCCGGGCUCCUGCUGUGCCUGGCAUCAGCGCUCUGCUUCCAUACUGAUCCCAUCCCACCCCUUUUCCGGGGUUUCCAGAGGGAUAGUGGAAGACUUAGAAAUUCAGAGAGCCUACACUCCCAUCAGCCCUGCCAAUGCAGAAGGGUACUUCGAGGUUCUGAUUAAGUGCUACCAGACGGGGCUGAUGUCCAGGUAUGUUGAGUCCUGGAGAGCUGGAGAUACAGCUUUCUGGCGAGGACCUUUCGGAGGCUUCUUCUAUAAACCAAACCAGUAUGGUGAGCUCCUCAUGCUGGCUUCGGGCACGGGCCUGGCCCCCAUGGUGCCCAUCCUGCAGAGCAUCACGGACAACGCAGAUGAUGAGACCUUUGUCACCCUUGUCUGCUGCUUCAAGACCUUCGAUAGCAUCUACCUGAAAACAUUCCUGCAGGAGCAGGCCCGUUUCUGGAAUGUCCGCACUGUCUUCGUACUUAGCCAGGAGAGCUCACUAGAGCAGCUUCCCUGGAGUUACCGAGAGAAGACCCACUUGGGCCGCCUGGGCCUGGACCUGAUAGAAGAGGUGGUCAGAUGCUGCCGGAGAAAGCCAUUUGCAUUGGUCUGUGGCUCACCCGAGUUUACCAGAGACAUGGCCAAGUGCUUACUCUGUGUGGGCCUGGCCGAGGACUCCUACUUCCUCUUCUAGCCCUGGCCUUCCUUCCAGAGCCCUGUCCAAGAGUCUGAUACAGGGACACAAGAAGGAUUAGACACCGAAGGAGUCUGAAGGCCUGGCCUGCUGAGUGACCUUGGCCAAGUGUCCUCACCUCUGGGAAUCUGCAUUUCUCAUCUUCCCUGUGGGGUUAUUCUCCAGCUGUGACCUCAUCUUCCUCUCAGGUCUGGUGCUCCUAGGUGUUUAGGAAACCUGGAGAGGGCAAGCGCUCUCUAGAGAGUAUUACCGUGCAAUCCUCAGUGCUGUGAGCCUGAUGUGCUCAAGGCCUUGCAUUCUGUGACCUGACGAUGUCCUCAGGGCAAGGUGUUACCCUCCAUUACCUUUGUCCUGGUCCUAGCCUUUCCCACUGCCAACAGCUCUGCGCUCAGUCUCCCUUCCCUGCCUCAGGAGCCCAGCCCACAGUCCUUUCCCAGCAGAAGAGGCAGAGGAGGUAAACGCCCCACCCUCCUCUGGCAGGCAGCUGGCUCAGCCUGUGCCUUCAGUUCAGUGCCCUGGCGACGGUUGCUAUGGAGAUCUAAAGAUAGAGCAGGAGUCAGGAGACCUGGGUUCCUCUCCCAGCUCUGCCCACCGAGUGGCUGCUGAAUAGGUCCACGCAGCCCUCCCCAUCCACCCUGCACACACAGGGUGUGUGCCCCUGGGCAGCACACGCAGUUACUGUAUUCAGCUUGUCACAGCCUGGGCUCCAGUGUGCUGUACCAGGGCAGGGCCAGGUACAGGCAGCCCCAGAACUGGAAUAAAAGGCAAUGGAGGCUUCAAAUCAGAGAGCCACAGAUCCUGAGUUAGGCUGUCUUUAGUCCCGGAAUUGCAGUCCUCAUGUCAACACUGAAAGUUCAGGAUAUAGAAAUGGGAAGACGGAGACCCAGUGAAGCUAAAUGACUUGCUAAGCACCAACAAGUCCUAUUCAACCCCUGUUCUCAGUUGUGCACUGCUGGUUUUCAGACUGCUCCACGGGGCAUGAGGGCUCCUGGCAGGGAUGGCAGCAGAGGUGACGGCCAGAGAUCUCCAGGCCCCACUUCCACUAGAGCAGCUGUUUUUAUCCCAUUUAUGUGUUGGGGUUUGAAGUAGUUUAUAUUUGUCAGAAAGGAUUUUCCUGUCCUGCUGGAAAUUGCGUGCAGUUGGGUACUAAACUGUCAAGAUAAGCAGCUGAGGGCUGGGACAAAGUUUUAAACUGUUUUACGGGAGAGGUUCCUUGUCAGCAAGGUGUCAGUGUUAGGGAAUUGAUCAUGUUAAAGUAUGCUGUGACACCGCCUCACAGGCUGCAUUCUCCUGG
This is a messenger RNA of Fukomys damarensis (Damara mole-rat), 2450 nucleotides long. It is a transcript of the gene Cyb5r5, whose product is annotated as NADH-cytochrome b5 reductase-like. The record is from RefSeq and is a predicted model, not a curated record. The transcript has 5 exons. Gene Ontology annotation, molecular function: oxidoreductase activity. NCBI's taxonomy places the organism in Eukaryota, Metazoa, Chordata, Mammalia, Rodentia, Bathyergidae. The coding region runs from base 452 to 1156 and encodes 234 amino acids.